This is a messenger RNA of Hipposideros armiger (great roundleaf bat), 2278 nucleotides long. RefSeq names its product megakaryocyte and platelet inhibitory receptor G6b (gene MPIG6B). Gene Ontology annotation, cellular component: plasma membrane. Lineage: Eukaryota; Metazoa; Chordata; Mammalia; Chiroptera; Hipposideridae. The record is from RefSeq and is a predicted model, not a curated record. Gene Ontology annotation, biological process: integrin-mediated signaling pathway; megakaryocyte development; blood coagulation. The coding region runs from base 48 to 770 and encodes 240 amino acids. The transcript is spliced from 6 exons.
UCUCCUCCGCUGAUUCACUCGCCUCCUGUCCCCACCACAUCCCAGCCAUGGUCCUGGUUCUGCAGCUGCUACCGCUGCUGCUGUCGAGGGCACAGGGGAACCCCGGGGUUUCCUUGGACGGCCACCCUGGGGACCGGGUGAAUCUCUCCUGCGUAGGGGUCUCGCAUCCCAUCCGCUGGGCCUGGGCGCCUAGCUUCCCAGCCUGUAAGGGCCUGUCCAAAGGACGCCGUCCGAUUCUGUGGGCCUCUUCGAGCGGGACCCCCACUGUGUCUCCUGUCCAGCCGUUUGCUGGCCGCCUACGCGCCCUGGACCCUGGUAUCCGGCGGCUGGAGUUGCUUCUGAGCGCGGGGGACUCGGGCACCUUUAUCUGCAGAGGCCGCCACGAGAAUGAGAGCCGUACGGUGCUUCACGUGCUGGGGGACGGGGCCAAUUGCAGGGCUCCGGGGCCUAGCCAGGGGUCCGUGUAUCCCCAGCUCCUGAUCCCACUGCUGGGUUCUGGGCUACUGCUGGGACUUGGGGCGUUGGGCGUGGCCUGCUGGCAGCGCAGACGUUCGCCCCCGCCCCCGCUUCGACCAGUCCCCAGAUUUGCUCCACUCGUGAAAACCGAACCCCGGAGGCCAGUAGAGGAGGAGCCUAAGAUUGCAGGGGACCUGGACCAGGAGCCGAGCCUGCUCUACGCAGACCUGGAUUGUAUGGCCCUCAGAAGGCACCGCCAGUUGUCCCCUGUGGUCCCUGCUGAUGCCUCCACCAUUUAUGCAGUUGUAGUUUGAAGGAAAGCCCUUACUCCAAACCUCACAGGCUGGGGUUCCCGGCUCCCCCCACCCCCAGCCUCUCUCCUGGAAAAGGUAGACUGGGAGUCAGGACACCUGGGUUCCAGGCUCUGCCACUGAUCUUGCUCCUUCAGUUACCCCGCCUCUCAUUACUUCAGUUACUCCAUGUCUCCUUCACCACUGCUGUCCUCUUUUAUCUAAAACCUCAUCCACCCCUGAUAGCUAGGAGACAUCAACCACACCUAGAUAGUUGUCCCAUCUCUCCCCUUCCCUCCAGUCAAGCUUUUUGAACCAGAGGCUUGCACCUCUCUCUUCCACUUUCUUUUCCUUCAUUCCACUCCCAUGAGGUUGCCACUGAUGUCCUAAUGGCCACACCCAGUAGACAACUUUUAGCAUUCAUCUGGCUUGGCCUUUGAUCACUCCCUUCUUUAAACUGUUUUUCUUUAAUGUUGGUGUGUUCCUUUUGGAUUUCUCUUCCUUUCUCCCCACCCCCAUAGUAUUCCCUACCAUUCUAGGUUUGUCUCUUUAUCUGCCUUCUCCCUCUUCUCGGAAGCUGUCAUCCACAGCCAGUCCUCGGCCCUCACCUCAACAAAUGACACCCAGAACUCUCUCCAGCUCAGAUCUCAGGUAUGGGAUUUCCAAAUUGUCCCGCAGACAUCCCUGCCCUAGGCCGUUUGCACACAGCAUGUCCAAAACCCAAUUUAUUGUCAUCUUCCGAGCCACUUACUUAUUCCUCCUCUGUAUUCUCUCUUUAUCAACCCAGUUGCCCAAGCCAGAAACUGGGAGUCAUGCAGACUUCCUCCCUCUCACUCACUCCCAAUGAACCAAGUCCUGCCAUUCUAUUUUAACAUCACUGUUAAAUCCACACCCUUCUUCACUCCUAGCACUGCCACCUGAAUGUAUUCUCAUUUCCUCCUUGGAUUUCCCAUGGCCCCACCUCAUCCUCCUGCCCUUGCCCUCCUUCCUGAAGCCAGAGAGAUCCUUCCCAAAUCCUGACCUGCUCCUGACAGCCUGUGUUUCAGAACUGUAGUAUUGUUUUCCUUAACCUUCAGCUCUAGGCCCAUGGGCUUUGGCAUGGGGUACAAGGUGCUACAGCACUCUGCCUACCUACUCUUGAGGCUUAACUCUGUCACACCACAUGCCAGCCUUAGAGAAAUUCUCCCCAGGCCCCAAUUGCUGUAUGCCAUUGUCCAGUGCUACUCCAUCUUCAUGGAUUACCUUUUUCUCUCCUCCCCACUACCUGCCUGGCUAAUCCUUAUUUAUCCUCAGGACUCAGUUCAAGUGUAGCCUUCUGGAAUGCCAUUCCUGACCCUCUUGGCCCCCCUGCAUACAUUUUGAUUCCCUGGAAGUUCCCUUAUUUCUCUCAUAGUACCAGCCUCUCAUGAAUUGUUCCAUCACAACCUGUAUUUGAAUUUGUAAGAAAUUUUCAUGUAUUGUGUGCUCCCUGAUGUCAGGAGACUGACCCUUUUCAUAUCACUGCUAAGCCUCAGUAAAUGAUUGAAUGAAAA